Molecule: messenger RNA, 4330 nt
Organism: Ochotona curzoniae (black-lipped pika)
Lineage: Eukaryota; Metazoa; Chordata; Mammalia; Lagomorpha; Ochotonidae
Gene: PXDNL
Product: peroxidasin like
Biological process (GO): response to oxidative stress
Molecular function (GO): heme binding; protein binding; peroxidase activity
Source: RefSeq, a predicted model, not a curated record
CACCGCUGGGCUUGCUACGCUGGGCUACUGCAGCUGCCACCACUGCUCCCUUGCACGCAGCGCAGCGGAUGGAGUCAUGGAGCUCAGACUACUCUGCUUCGCCGCCUGCUGUCUCCUGGCGGUCUGCUUCCUGCAGGGGUUGCCCUGCCCCAGCCAGUGCCUGUGCCUUAAGAGCACCGUUGGCUGCAUGUACUUGAUGCUGGACCACGUUCCUCAGGCACCACAGCCGACCACAGUCCUAGACUUGCAAUUCAACAGACUAAGGGAGAUUCCAGCUGCUGCCUUCAAGAAACUCAAGAAUUUGAAGACCCUUCUCUUGAACAACAAUCAAAUUAGAAAGAUUGCCAGAAAUGCUUUUGAAGCACUUGAAAACCUGCUGUAUCUGUACCUUUACAAGAAUGAAAUUUAUGUACUAGAUAGACAAGCAUUUAAAGGCCUCAUAUUGUUGGAACAGCUGUAUAUUCAUUUCAACAAUCUAGAAGCACUACAUCCAGAGGCCUUUGAAGACCUUCCGAAAUCACAGCCACUGCGUCUGCACUCCAACGCUCUCGUUUGUGACUGCGAUGUGCUACGGCUGAGGGAACUACUGCAAGGUUAUGCUCAACUUGGCCAGUCGCAGGCGAGUGCCACCUGUGAACAUCCAGCAAGACUCCAGGGGCGCUCGGUUGCCUCCACCGUGGAGGAGUUCAGCUGUGAAUGGAUAAAUCUUUUUUUUUUUUAAUGUACUGUAUAUGUCUUAACUCAUGUCCUGGCUUUCUUCACGUGCCGAGCAGAAGGAAUUCCCAAACCUAGGAUUUCCUGGAUACAUAACAAUCACUCCUUGGAGCUGGAAUAUGACACUCAGCUUAACAUGUUCGAUGAUGGGACACUCAUGAUGCGAAAUGCCCAAGAGUCAGACCAAGGAGUAUAUAGUGUAAAUCAGUGUAUGGCUAGAAACUCGGCCGGUGAGGCCCAGAGCCACAGUGCUGUGCUCCAAUAUUCCAGCCUUCCAGCCAAACCAAGUUUUCUAAUGGCCACAGGCCAACCACAUCCUCAUGUAACAUGGACCAGAGCUGAAGGACAGGAUCUGGAUGGAUCCAGGCACAUAGUAACAUCUGGGGGACUUCACCUACCGAACAUCGUACUACAAGAUCAGGGUCCACUCACCUGCCAUGCCAGCAAUAACCAAGGCUCUGUUCAAGCCACAGCAAACAUAAUUGUACAAGCUCCUCCACAAUUCACAAUAAUCCCCAAGGAUCAAGUUGUGCUAGAAGAUCAUGCUGUGGAAUUUCUUUGUGAAGCAGAACAAAGUCCAAAUCCAGUAAUUGUCUGGACAAAAGGAGGGGGGCAACUCUCCUUUGCAGGCCGAGGUACCAUUCUCUCCUCUGGAACUUUGAGAAUUGACCAUGCAGUACAGCAUGGCCAAAGCCAAUAUGAAUGUCAAGCAAUCAAUCCACUGCCGGUGAAAAAAGUGUCUGUCUGGCUGACCAUAAUGCCCAAAGAUCUCCCAGUGUUUGCUCAGAUUCCUCAGGACACAAUUAUUGAGGCUGGAAAAAACAUAAACAUCUCCUGUCAUGCUCUCGGAGAGCUGCAGCCCAUAAUUACAUGGAACAAGGCAGGUGUACAGAUCACAGAGAGUGGUAAGUUCCAUGUUGACAGUGGAGGCACACUCACCGUUUAUGAUGUGGGACAAGCUGACCAAGGAAGGCAGGAAUCUGUGGCUCAGAAUUCAUUUGGUCUUGUUGCAGCCAGUAUGUCUCUUAGAGUCUCUGCAACACAGGGUAAACAAGCUGGCGAUGACUUUGUGGAAUCAUCUAUUCUUGAUGCUGUACAGAGGGUCGACGGUGCAAUUAAUUCUACAAGAAAAUAUUUAUUCAUGUCUAUUGUCAUUUGCAGAAAACCUCACACCGCUAGUGACCUACUGAUCCAGUUUCGGUAUCCACGUGACCCGUAUAACGUGGAGAUGGUGAGAGCAGGGGAAAUUUUUGAGCAGAUGCUGUAGCUGAUCCAGGACCAUGUGAGGCAAGGGCUCAGUGUGGAUCUGGAAGGCAGAGAAUUCUGCUGCAAUGACCUGGUGUCCCCGUACUACCCCAACCUCAUCGCCAGUCUAUCAGGAUGCACAGCCCACAGGCGUCGACCCAAUUGCUCUGACACGUGCUUCCACCUCAAGUACCGAACUGCAGACCGCACAUGCAACAACUUUUGGAGGCCUGAGUGGGGUGCAGCGCACAGCCUUCGUGCUGCUGCAUAUGAGAAUGGUCUGGACUCACUGCGUGGUGCUGGGGGCCACCGGAGCUCAGGCCGCUGUCCACUCCCGCCGGCCAGUCUGGUGUCCACCGAGCUGGCAGGCACACUGACCGUAAGCCUCAACAACAGGUACACGCAUAUGUUCACGCAGUCAGGCCAGUUUCUAGACCACGAUUUGGACCAUGCUGUGCCAGCACUGAGCACCUCGCGCUUCUCCCACGGGAAACCUCCGUGCCUCCCUAUUGCCUUUCCAAAAGACAAUCCUAGGGCUGAUCGAGUAGCCUGCAUGUUCUUUUUGCGCUCCAGCCCAGCAUGUGGCAGCGGCAUGCCCCUGAUGAUGAACUCAUUGUAUGCCCGGGACCAGAUCAACCAGCUUACAGCCUACAUAGACGCUUCUAACAUCUACGGGAGCUUGGAACAGGAAUCCCAACUUCUCAGAGACCACUCCAGGCCUGGGGGACUGCUGAGAAUUGGCCUACGGUGGGUUCCCUCUGGAAAGCACCUGCUCCCUUUUGCCACGGUCCCGAUAGAGUGCACCACCGGUGAUCAGGACCAAAUCAGCCUCUGCUUCCUGGCUGGCGACUACCGCGCCAACCAGCAACUGGCGCUUACAGCGAUGCACACCCUUGGGCUCCGUGACCACAACCGGGUGGCCAUGGAGCUGUCUAUGCUUAACCUGCACUGGAAUGGGGACGCUGUGUACCAAGAGGCCAGGAAGGUAGUGGGCGCUGAGCUGCAACACAUUACCUAUCAGCACUGGCUGCCCACGGUCCUGGGGUACCCUGGCAUGCGACUGCUACGGAAGUACCGUGGUUAUGACCCCAACGUGAACGCAGGCAUCUUCAAUGCCUUUGCCACAGCAGCCUUUUGGUUUGGCCACACGUUGAUCAACCCCCUUCUGUUUCGGCUAAACGACACAUUUGGAGAGAUUCCCAAAGGCCACUUGCCACUGCACAUAGCGUUCUUCACUCCUUCCCGAAUCCUAAAGGAGGGUAGGAUCGACCCCCUGCUCCGAGGCCUGUUCGGGGCCUCUGCGAAGGCCCGGGAGCCCUCUAGGUCGCUCAGCCUGGAGCUCACCGAGAGGCUCUUUGCUGCUGAGCACGCUGUGGCCCUGGAUCUGGCUGCCACCAACAUCCAAAGGGGCCGUGACCAUGGCAUCCCACCCUAUGGUGAUUUCAGAGUUUUCUGCGACUUGACUUCUGUGGAGACUUUUCAGGAUCUUCAGUAUGAAAUUAAAGACCCAGAGAUUCGACGGAAACUGAAAAAGUUAUAUAGCAGUCCAGGUGACAUUGACCUGUGGCCAGCCGUGAUGGUGGAAGACGUGAUCCCUGGCACAAGAGAGGGACCAACACUCAUGUGCCUGUUGGUCAUCCAGUUUCAACAGCUAAGAGAUGGAGAUAGGUUCUGGUAUGAAAAUCCUGGUGUGUUCACCUCUGCUCAACUCACACAGCUAAAGCAGGUGUCCCUGGGACGUGUGCUUUGUGAUGCUGGUGAUGCCAUCCAGCAAGUCCAGGCAGAUGUCUUUGUCAAAGCAGAAUACCCACAGGGUUACCUGAGCUGCAGUGACAUCCUGAAGAUGGAUUUGCGAGUGUAGCAAGAAUGCUGUGAAGACUGCAGGGAUAGGGGAGAGCCUGGAUCAUUCACUGCAGAAUCUCAAAACAUAUCCUCCACUCAAUACACUUAUCCUGGGAAGAGACAAGCAGACUUAAGUGAUCUAAUCAACAGGCAAACAGAUAACUUGUCUGUGGAUGGAGACACUACAAAUGUGACACUUAGGGGAAAAACAAAUUUUGCUCAGGAUUUCAGUCGCUUUGCAGUGGAAAUUUAAAAUACCAUCACAGAACGUAAAGAUCAGGUAAACAAGCUGGAGGUGCGCCUGAGGCUGGUAGGAUGUAUAGACAAUAAAGGGAUUCAAAGGAAGGACCAAGAACGCUGGAAGAGAGAAGACUGCAUUAGCUGCGCCUGUGAGAGUAGCCAAGUGACACGUGUGGUGCAAAUGUGUCCCCCAGCUCAGUGCCCCAAUCCAGAGCUGGUGAAAGGAGCCUGUUGUCCAGUUUGUAAGAGAAAGCAAGGAAUGUGUGCUGAUGCCCCAUAGAAACGCUGA